Halteromyces radiatus is the source of this 1939-nucleotide messenger RNA. RefSeq lists its product as uncharacterized. Lineage: Eukaryota; Fungi; Mucoromycota; Mucoromycetes; Mucorales; Cunninghamellaceae. Bases 213 to 1853 code for a protein of 546 amino acids. The record is from RefSeq and is a predicted model, not a curated record. The transcript has 4 exons.
CUUGUUUCUACUUUACCCACCCACUUUAUUUGAUCUUUCAAAACUUUUCUUGGUUGAAAAAAAACUCAAAAGUGUUUUUUACAAGAUAUCAAAGCUAAAUAAAAAGGCUCACUGUUUAUUUUUUUUGGUGACAAGAAUCAUAUUUGUGUCCUUCUUUUGAUCCAUAUCUUUACUGUCUCUCUCUUUCUCUUUCUUGAGCAACUCCCUUUAUUAUGGGCGGCGUGACAAUAGCUCCUCAACUCGCGAAGAACGACAACGACUCUUUUUUGGCUGCUUUUAACGCGAACACAACUCAACUCGAAAAUACUAAUUCUACAAUGGAUGACCUAUUAUCUUCUACUCAUGGCUGGCCAAUGGAAGACUUGACUGGUGAAGUCCAUGAUCUUAUGUUAAGGGAAUCUAUGACUUGGUUACCAUGGAUGGAUAAUAAUGAUACCUUUCACACUACUAGUACUGCUGCUACUACUACUACAAAUAGUAAAAAUCAAUCAUCUUUGGAAGGCUUUGAUUCUCAAUUAUUGGCUCAAACUUUACAACUGGAUGGUUUAUUUGGUCAAGAAUUGAACUUUGAUCAAUUUGAUGAAACUACUUCUUCGUUAUUCUAUGAUGAAAUGACUUAUGAUCCAUCUCCUGUUACCACUCCACUUCCUACACCAAGCGAAGAUCAUUCACAAGAAGACUCGGAAGAAAUAAUGUCUGGCAAUACCGCUAUAGUAGAUACUGCUUCUACUAUUACUACUCCUAAACCUACUGCUACAAACUUACCAUCAUUAGAGUUAGAACAUAUCAUUGACAGUAAUGAUGAAAAAGAUGAUUCUGAUGAAGAACAAGAACUCCAACAGGUUGAUGAUGAUGAUGAUGAUUCUUCCACUGAUGAUGACGAUGAUGAUGAUGAUUCUGACGAAGAAGAUGGUCCUGUAUCUUUGUUGACAACAACUUAUAUGUAUUUACCCAAGCGACAAGUGGAAGAAACCCUGCUAGGCAAAAUUACUGAACAUUUACAACCUGAUAAGUUACCUGGGAUUCUCUCUAUUGUAUCUUCUGGUGCGGAUGAUCAAAAUGAAGGUGAAGUGGAAAUCGAUCUUUCUUGUUUGGUACGUGAACAAUUGGUUAGAGUCAUGUUAUAUGUGGAUGCUUGUAUUGCAGAACAACAAGGUGGACCUACUGUCAAGUUAUCUGAUUAUAUGAUCAAGGAAACCAAGUCCAAAACGUCUACCAUGGUACAUAAUCACAACAUUGAUGAUGAUGAUGAUGAUGAAGAUGAUGAUUGUAUGGAUUCUACAGCUGGACAAAAAAGGAAACGAAGACGAAGAAGUAGAAAAGAAAACAGCAAAACAGAAGAAGAUGGUCCUAUCUCUAUGGCGGCCUUAACCAAAAAGACUAGAUCAAGGAAAAUGACAACUGUAGAUACUUCUUUACCUGUAACAAAACCAACAACAAAUGGAAAUAGUAAACGAAAUAAAUCAUCAUCCUCAAUCAAACGAAGAAGAUCAAGGAAAAAUCAACUACACCAACAUGAUCCCUCUGUUUCUGCUCCGGUCAAUAGUAAACAUGAUCCUAACAGUAUUGCAUCCACUCGUCCAAAACGUCGUGCUGCUCUCCACAAGCGUCGUAUGUUGGAAGAAAUGUUACUGAUGCCUUCUGAUGAUGAAGAUGGUGCGGAUGAUCCAGCAGAUCAACAAGUGAUGAUUACCUAUGGUGAAGAACAAAUGGAUUUCCGGGUAGUUGAUAACCAAACUAUUGUACAUCAACCUCAAGUAUCAACAACACAAAUGGUGGCUUCCAAUGACUCUACUUUAUUGGUCCAAGACGAUGAUGACGAUGAUGAUGAUGAAGAAAUCGAUAUUAUGUGAUUUUUUUUGACAUUAUCCCUCCUCCUUUUUUGUUUACUUAUUCCUUCUUCCAUUCCUUUUUCAUUUCUUAUUUGCAUACAUUAUUU